This is a messenger RNA of Haliotis rufescens (red abalone), 795 nucleotides long. RefSeq lists its product as uncharacterized. The coding region runs from base 43 to 618 and encodes 191 amino acids. Lineage: Eukaryota; Metazoa; Mollusca; Gastropoda; Lepetellida; Haliotidae. The transcript is spliced from 4 exons. Gene Ontology annotation, biological process: mitochondrial electron transport, NADH to ubiquinone. The record is from RefSeq and is a predicted model, not a curated record.
CAAAUUAGCUCCCUUGUUCUGAAGGUCAUCACCAUCGCCGACAUGGCGGACAAACCAGUCGACCCAGUGCCUGAAAAGGCAUGGCAAAAAGAUUUACGCCUCAAAAGACAAAAUUUCUACAAGGGCAGCCAGUAUCCGCCAUUCGCCAUCGAGCCUUUGCCAUACGACCGUCAAAGGUUGGGCGGAGAUGGCAUGUCUCAAUCUGAUCGUGCGCUCAGGCGUCAGUGGGUGAAAGACCAAGAGCUUUCUCCCCGUGAACCAAGAAUAAUCGAGGAAAUUAAACCGAAGAAUGUUUUCAAGAGAAUGUAUAACGCACCAUGGAAUACGAUCUUCGGUGCUUUAAAGCCAAUAAUGGGUGAAUUUCCUGCAACAGUGGCAAGACUGGUUGUUCCUCGGACCUUGAUCUUCUACAGCAUCAUACUGGUUUCUUACUAUCAACUGAAGUACCAUCCAAAUGAUUGGACAAGAGUGAAUGGUUUCCACAUCUACACCAACAAACCUGCAGUCUUUGGUGACCAACCUCCUCCACCUGAGAAGAACUCCCCUAGUGAUUUCUGUGAGCGAGGAUUCAAAUCCAGGAAUGUUCUUUUGGAUGGGAAGACAAGUCGUGUUGCAUGAAGUAUAGAUUUAAAAGACUCAUGUAGAAAUUAUUGUGUGUCUGUUAAUAGUGUCAGUGUUUAGUGGCAGGUUAUCAUUUGAAUUUAACUUCGGGUGAUGCCGGAGAAUUUCGACCUGAUGAAGACUGACCUCACAAUACAUGACUGUAUAUACAUGGAAUAAAUGUUGCCACAGACA